AUGAGCCAGGAGGACGCCGAACUGGACAACUUGACUCUCCUGUUCGGCGAUCUUGAGGUGACUGUGCGGCGGCGCAGUAGGGCCGAGAGCACUGGGACUGACGAAGGCUUUGAACUGGUUGGGCAGACAGGACCUGCCCUUUCUUCGCCUGCUUCGAGCUCUUCCGCUUCUGAGGCUGCCGUUCUUGCUGCAUUCUCGGCUGAGGCGCUGGGGGCGCUCGAUCUUCCUCAACUUCGGGCACUGGCUCGCCGGCUUACCGGUGCUGGUGGAGAGUGGUCGGGGACCGCUCGAGUGGCACGAGCAUAUCGUGCAGGGCUGGGCGCCAAGGCGCAUCUGAACGGAGGUCAUAAGAUCUCCUCUCCGACGCUGCCUGGAUUGAGGAACAGCUUUUACAUUGUUCUACGUGGCCCUUCGCAUCCGGAGGGGAUCUGGACCAAGAGCUAUCAGACCUACGCUGCUGCUGUCCGCCCCGUCGGGGGCCCUCGGGGUUCCUUUGAUUCGGCAAGUGCCUCCCAUUCCUCCCGUCACUCGCAGAAGCGGAAGCAUAUCUGCUGGGAGCCGGGCGGGGAUGGCCUCCUCAUCAGGUUUGAGGCGGCCAAUCGGCCGCCCUGGGGUGGAAGAGCUGGCACUUACGGAAGCGACCGCUACGCCACUGCUUUCCUGCUGAGGGUGCGGGCCAAUGGCUUCAUGGUGGUGCUCCCCGACUUGCCGGCCGUGCGGGAUUACGUCGAGGGCCUUCUCAACGAAGACGGCGACAGGGUGGCUCUUACUAUGAGGGAGCAAGUCCAGGUGGAGACUGUUCGGGGCCGCCACCUUGGUCCUGGAGCUGCUCUGCUGGCGGACUUUCCUUGGAGCAGUUGCGGCUACUUUGUCCGUUCGCUGCGCGGCCUGCCCGAUCGAGCUUCCCGUGUUCUCUCGGUGUCGGUCGGCGCCGUACCUGGCAGGCCUAUGUCACAAGAUGCUUUGGACACUGCUGCAAGGUGGGUGGAACGCUUAGAUCCGGACACCGCCCAGGAGUACUGGGAAAGCGCACAGGAGGUCGAUCUCGAGGCGGAUGUCGACGGGGAGCCCAUGGACGAACUGGCGGAGGAGGAGCCGGCGCAACCGGCGCCAAACCGCGCUCUGGGAUCGAGCCCUGCAGCCGCUCGGGCUUCCCAAGCUCCGCGGACUGGUGCCCAGCCUGGGGGCAAUCUCUUCAACGGCGGCCGGGCGAUGACGGAUGCUGCAAUGGCGAGGCUCCAGCGCUUAGCCGGUUCGGCUCCCGCUCGUGUUGGCCUGGUGGAGAGACAGCAGACGGCAGCUGCCGCCCCGGAGGAGGAUCUCGCUCUCGAGGCGGAGUUCGGAGCCCUUCCGCCAGCCGAUGUUCAGGAUCCCGCCGAGGAGCUUCAGGCCACCACUAUGCAGAGCAUGUUGCUAGCCCAAAUGCGGCAGAAUGCCAUCUUGCUGGAGAAGCUUGUGCACAAAGGCGGUGCUCUGGAAGAUGUUCUCGGCGGCGGCUCGGGCAGCGGCGGCGACAGCUCCGGAGCCGGAAUCAAGGGUCACUUGGCGAGGGAAGCUUUUCUGAAGCAGGUGUCGGAUCUCAAGAGCGUCGCCAACAAGGUGCAAAACAGUGCACUUUUGGAGCUUGGGAUGACAGAGCCGGAGCCUGGUCUGAUGAGGGAGUUCGUGGAAAAACGGAUCCCCCUGGCCGACCAAAAGGUUCUGCAACACGUCGCGGCCAUAGCCUCCCACGGCUGGGAGCUCGGCUACCGAUCGAAGAACGAGGAGCUCAUGGGCUUCACCAGCCGGCUGCUGAUGUUCGUGGAGCAGAGCGCCUUUGGAUGGGGGAAAAACCCAGCUCGGGACCUCGACUAUGCCGAGACUCGCAUAGCACAGCUUGGGAACAAUCGGCAGCCGCCUCCGCAGAAGCCGCAGCCACCCGAAGUACCGAGCGAGGAUGCCGAGGCCACCGGUGAGAGUCGGGACAAUCGUUUCUCUCCUAGUGGUUUGCAGCCUGACGGUGUUGCCGUGGUCAGGAUUUGUGGCCAGUCCCGCCACCCAGGUGGCGAUGGACGGCUUGCACGCGCGGCUUUUGCCGCAAGCGCCGACGUCAGUUGCGACUCCGGGAUAGGCUUCCCGACCACCGCUGCCCAACAGCAAGUGCUUGAUCGCCUGGAGUCGCAUAGCUGGGCCUCUCAACUGCAUGCCUCCUUCCUUCCCUACGAGCAACAUAAGGCCCCCAAGCCCGACCGAGAGUUUGUUUCCAGUCCGGCCGACGGCGCCUGUGCACCGAAGCAGUUUCUGAACUUUCGAGCCGGGGGCCCGCUUCCUGUCGUGGCCGAUCGUAUCAAGUGGAAGUACGGUCCUAGCUUCGAUCCCACUCCUUAUCUCGAGCCUGUUGUGCAGAGGGCCUUUGCUGAUCCGAGUUUGCUUCGACGGCCGAAACAUGAAUGGCCGGCCCUCGCCCCAGCUCGGCUCCACUGCAGCAAGAGUGAGCUUUUAAAGCUCGCCGAGAAGUGGGACGGUUUUGGAGCCGUCCGUGUCAUGCCCGCGUGCGAGGUUGAUUGGGAGGAAGCGGUAGGGUAUUCAAAAUCCUUGACACCGGGAUCACUUUUGACCUUGCUGCAUCUCGAGCCAGGCAUCGGUUUCCGCUAUUGCGCCGACGAUCUUUCGGAUUACUAUUAUUCCUUUAAGAUUUCUGCUCUUCGGGCUGUGAAGAAUAGCAUCCGUUGCCGGUUCGAGCCAGAGGAAAUUUCGCAUCUCCGUGCGGCGCAGGGCUCUGUGUUGAGUGGGCCACAGGUGCUUUCACUUAAUACUAUGGCUAUGGGCGACAGCCUUGCUGUGGAAGUGGGUCAGGGCGCUCACUACCAAGUCCUGCGGCAGCACGUGGGAUCGCUAAUACCUGAGGAGACGUUGCUCUAUAGGCGAGCUGUUCCGAAAACCGACACAAUCGAACUCCUUGCCAUUGAUGAUCAUGUGUCUCUUCAAAAGCUUCCGCUCGCCGAUAUGGCAAAGGAACCUACGCCCGUGUUCGCUGUGGUUGACAGUUUGUUCAAGGAGGGCUUAGGUCGAGCACGCAACAUUGUUUUCCGCAUUUCGAAUCAGAGUAGGAAUGAACUGAUGAUGCUUGCGGCGUUGGCUAGCACACUUGUGACAGACUUGAGGGCCACUGUUGAUGACCGCGUUUACUGCGUGGACGCCUCGCCUCAGGGAGGUGCCGUUUGUGCUGCACGUGUCGGUUCAAAGGCCGCCUCGGAGAUCUGGAGGCACGGCGAACUCAGGGGUUACCAUACCCGUCUGGAGUCCGAAGUCUCGGCAGUACUUACAGAGAAAGGUAUUCCACAUGAGGGUUCGGAUUUGUUCGGUGCCGACCAAAGGUUACCUGAGGACCUCCUUCAACAGCCCUCCCUUGAUCCCCUAGUCCCUAGGCCCUUGCGCGAAGGACUCCUUUUCGACUUAGUCGUGGUUCAGUCCCAUAAGUCCUCUUGGGGUUCUGCCUUUUCACACUUCGGGGUCAGGGUGCUGUUCAGUGAAGACCUCGGUUGUGCCGAUGAUGGCUCGCCUUGUGGACUGAGCGCUUCGCUAGCCCGUGAGCUCUGCACUCUCGCGCUGCGAGGCGUUGUGAGAGAGUGGCACAGCAGUUGUUUCCUGGGCACCUUCGGCACGCUACUGCGCCCAAGGGCGCAAACGCCCCCGGCUCCCGAGUGGCCUGCUGCAAGGCGCCUGUGCUUCAUCAUGACCGUUGCACUUCGCUGCAACCAGUGGAUCAAUGUUGAGCAGCCUGCGUCGAGUUCUUUGUUUCGGCUAGCCUGCUUUCGAAACCUUGCUGUGCUGGGCUGCGUGCUGACGUCAGUCUGUUGGUGCUCUUUCGGGGCGCCCUUCAGCUCACCGAAGCGCUGGUUACACAACAAGCCGUGGCUGUGCAGUUUACAGUCGCGCUGCAGCUGCGAGUACUCGGGGCGGCACUGGCCCACUUCUGGUUCUUUCACUGAAAGCUCCCUCGUCGAGUUCGCGGCGCGCUGCAAGCCGAGCCUGGCACAAGUGUACGAGUCGGCGCCUUCUGUCGGUCAAGCCUUUGUCGAUUUUGCGUUCAUGAUGCCACUUGGUUUGAGCGCAAGACUGCGCAGUGGGACCUUGUCUGCUUACCGCGGUCAUCUGCCUCGCGUGCCUCUCAGCAUGCGCCAGGAGACAGCUCGGAAGCUCGAGGUGCAGUCCUGCACCGAGCUACUCAGCUGCACCGGCGGAGUGACACCUUACCCGCCUCGCUCGUGGCACGAGGACCCAGAGUGGAUCGGGGAAUUGUGCAAGUCUUUGCCUUUCUCUGAGCUGUUUCGAUACCGCUUCGUAAAGCCUGGGCACAUAAACGUGAACGAAGCCAGGGUGUUUAAGAGUUGGCUUAAGUCGGUUGCUAGGUCUUCCCAGGGGAUUCGUGCCACUGCCAUUCUUGAUAGUCGGGUUACCAUAGGAGCCGCUGCGAAAGGGCGCUCUUCGAGCGGCGCCAUCAGCCGAGUUCUUCAGGGUAGUCUGGGGUAUGUUUUAGGUUCAGGGAUCUACUACAGCCUUUUGCACUGCUACUCUCAGGACAACGUCGCGGAUCCGCCCAGUCGCGACCGGGACGUGGAACCACCGACGCGCGCUGUACCGCGCUGGCUCGAGAAGCUGCUCAGCGGCGACAGCUCUGCCUUUGAGUCUGUCGUUGCUUCGUCUCGUGUGCCGAAGAACGCUGCAAGAUGGCUUCGGUUCGUGCUUCUUUUAGCAGGUGACAUCGAGCGCAACCCGGGCCCGAGAGCUGCACCUGUGCCACCCACUCCACGAGGACCUUUGGAUUUGAGCGCUGGUUUUGCUUCGAGUACCUCGCACAAGAUGAAGAAGAGCUUUAACUUGUUUCUGCUCUGGAUAGCUGAACACGUCUUCGUGGAGCCGGAUACCAUCUUCACCACCGCUGAAGCGACUGCUACUGCCUUACGCGGUUUUGGCUUGCACCUCUACGAGAAUGGAUGGCCCCGCUACAUUUUCGUGUUCGCCAUCACUGCCGUUGCAGAUCGCUAUCCAGCUUUUCGAAACUUCCUCACACCAGCCUGGCAGAUCGACAAGAAGUGGCAGAGAGCUGAGCCGGGCUCCUGCCGAGCCGUGCUGCCAGUCGCAGCCAUUCGUGCUGCGGUCUCUUUAGGGCUCUUGUGGGGCUGGUUUCGUUGGACUGCUUUGCUGAUUAUAGGUUUUCUGGCAAUGCUUCAUCCAGGGGAGCUUUUGGCUCUUACACGGCGAGACUUGGUCUUCCCGGUCGAUACUUUGUAUCAUACUGCGAGCCUCUUUGUACAUUUGCGGAAUCCGAAGACCUCGCGCUUUGCACGCCGUCAGCACGGGCGCAUAGAUGACCCGUCUGCUAUACGGUUCAUCUAUUCGCUCGCGCACUCCUUGCGGAUGGAGGAUCGGCUAUACCCAGCUUCUUUGCACAGCUUUCGCCGGCAGUGGAAUGCCGUGAUGGAACAUCUGGGCCUCCCAAACCGGGCGAUCGACCGCGGAGCGACACCCGGUGUCUUGCGCGGUUCAGGUGCAACCCACUUUUAUCUGUGUACGGAAAAUAUCCCCCUCCUUGCCUGGAGAGGACGGUGGUCGCGCACAAAGACCCUCGAAUAUUAUCUACAAGAAGUCGCGGCCCAGGUUCUUCUCAGCGAGAUUUCCCCGGCCAGCAGAAGUCGCAUCCGAGAGCUUGACCAGGCUGCAGACGAUCUUCUGGACUUCUUUUCGGGUGCUCCGCAGUAA
Messenger RNA from Symbiodinium sp. CCMP2592, 5742 nucleotides. Lineage: Eukaryota; Dinophyceae; Suessiales; Symbiodiniaceae. The record is from the annotation of a GenBank genome assembly.